AACAAUCACAAUGCAACAAUCGACAAAAUUCCACAGUAAACUUUCCGCUCAAGUGGCCAGCAAGAAGAAGAAUAUCCUUAAUGUGCGACCAGCCGUACACGCUCUGAUUCUCGAGAUGUUAUUACCGCGCAUUCACAUGUUGCGCCAAAUUGUCUGGACGCGCAUAGUGCCCGAGACGCGCAUGGACGAGGCCGAUGGUGACGUGGAUUGGUGGCCAGACUAUGCCGUCUACUCGCACACGCACGCCAUAACCGAUAUGAAGGGCCUACUAUGCUUUGCUCAGGACUCGAUGAAGGGCAUGCCCGAUGAGAUGACUGCGAUUGCCGUCCGAUUCCAUCGAAUGUACGACGAGGUAAAGCAUCAGAUGCGACGCUUAACUCGUAGUCGGUAUCGUCUUGUUCUCAGUCUGAUUAAGGACAUCGUCGAGUUUGUCCGGAGUUGCCAUCGCCAUUGUGACGUCCUGUUGGAGGAACGUCGAAAACUCUACGAACGCGCCAAUGCCACUCGAGAAACUGGUGACCGUAUACGCCUUAAGAUCUUUGAUGAGCACACGUUUGUUCAGUUGCACAGCAAGAUGUCCAAUCUGAAGAGUUUCGCCCAGGAGUUUUGUGAUUUGUUCGAGCCUGGUGAUAUUGAACUGUUGCCGCCAGCAUCAGCAGCCUCGAGCGGAAGCAGCAAACGAACCAAGGCUGUUCUCUAAUGGCAACCAAUAUUUGGAUGGCCAGAGCAGGACGGGCCAGUCCAGGCCAGACCAGGCCUUCGGUUGAGGUUGGUGUUCAUUUUCUCACAGUUGGUUACAUGUUUUGUGCCUGGUCACAAUUUUACGGCAAGACACAACGGUAAUAAAAUGUUUACCCCCAGUGUAUUUGGAGUAUCUGCGAAAGCUUUUUAUGCCUCAAAGUCAAUAUAGAGUGCCACAUGCACACAAUUUUAAAACGGCAA
Molecule: messenger RNA, 942 nt
Organism: Scaptodrosophila lebanonensis
Lineage: Eukaryota; Metazoa; Arthropoda; Insecta; Diptera; Drosophilidae
Exons: 1
Coding region: 11-700 (229 amino acids)
Source: RefSeq, a predicted model, not a curated record